Dibothriocephalus latus is the source of this 672-nucleotide messenger RNA. Lineage: Eukaryota; Metazoa; Platyhelminthes; Cestoda; Diphyllobothriidea; Diphyllobothriidae. The record is from the annotation of a GenBank genome assembly.
GUCUGGUUAAGUCUGGCCAACUUUGAGCUUUGUGCUCAGAGCUACGAAGCCCCUGAAGGCGAAAAAACCAAUGAAGACAAGCAUGGCGAGGAAGAGGCAAGGGAGUCUCAGAUAAACAAAGAAGAAGCAGUUGCCGCCAUUGAACGCGCUCGUGCUGUUUACCGUGAAGCCAACGUCACUUUGCGCAGGUGCGAAGACAAGGAACAGAGGGUUCAACUGAUCGACGCCUGGAAGGACUUUGAGGCUGAAUAUGGUGAUGACAAAACGCGUGCCGAAGUGGCCGGCUUCGAACCACAACGGGUGGUUCGUAGCCGUCGCCUUGACGAGGAAGCUGGAGGGGGCUGGGAAGAGUACGUGGAAUACAUCUUCCCAGACGCCGACACCGAACAGCCCAAUAGGAAACUGUUGGCUCUCGCCGCAAACUGGGCUAUGCGUAAAGGUGGCUCAGACAGCGAAAGGGAAUCUGAGGAAGAGGACGAAGAAGAUGAGGAGGAUGCUGAGGAAGGUGAGACACGCAAACGCAAGUGGUUCACUCCGUCUGCUGACGAUAAUAAUUUGGAUGCCGACGAAAAUGAUGUCCUUGAUGCGGAUGACCUAGAGUACGCCAGACUCUCCAAGCGCAUGAAAGAGUCAGCCAGUAAUCCCGAGGAAAUUGAUCUCCCGGACGAUUAA